AUGCAGACUAAGAAAACAAAAUGGUUUCACUCGAAGAUGCGUUGUGACAAGCGAACAUUUCUUGCGGUUGUAGCUCUUGUCAGGCUCAACUGGAGAGACCGUAUCCAUCACAAUGUCAAGUUUGACAUCACCAAACGCGUUGCCGUGACCAUGAUCUAUCUAUCUACCGGUGGAACGAUUGAUAGUGCUGCUACUGUCAUGGGGAUGUCAAAAACCAGUGCUGUUGUAUACAUUUGCCAAGUGCUGUCGGUUCUAACGAGAAUGGCGAAGGAAGAAAUCACAAUGCCCAACACACAGACCGAAAUCGAGAGAGUUACAGAUCGAUUUGAGCGAAUCGCAGGCUUUCCUGGCGUCAUUGGUGCAGUGGAUGGCUCCUUGAUGCGAAUUAGCCGACCUGCGGAGCACGAAGGCUGGUAUUGUAGAAAAAAUUUCCCUGCUGUCAAUAUGCAGGCCGUAGUGGAUCAUGAGACUCGAUUUCGUUCUUAUUGUAUUCGGGCUGGGUCUAUCAACGAUCAAGCUUUGUGGAAUCAGUCGGGUCUGCGCAAUAAAGUUUCUGUGCCUAGUGGAAUGCAUCUUCUUGGCGAUGCUGGAUACAAGAUAUUUCGGCAUCUUCUAACUCCUUUUGACGAAAAAGAAGCUUCGUACAGUGCUCAGAAGCGGCGCUACAACUACAAGCUAUCCCAGACCCGAAUUACUGUCGAACGAGCAUUUGGCAUCCUCAAGAAUCGCUACCGCAUACUUCUGGGCAAGAUAUCCCAAAAAUCCCCAGCUCGUGUCACGAAUGUUAUUGUAAGCUGCUUAGUUUUACACAAUUUGAUGAUUGGUCUUAAAGACAGCUACACUGUGGUAGGAGAGGACCCCGAUCGAGCUCCACCAAGUAUGUUGUCCUCUCUUUCUGGAGAAGAUGAAUUGAGCCAUGAGCAGGGUCUAGCGAAAUAG
This is a messenger RNA of Phytophthora nicotianae INRA-310, 939 nucleotides long. RefSeq lists its product as hypothetical. NCBI's taxonomy places the organism in Eukaryota, Oomycota, Peronosporomycetes, Peronosporales, Peronosporaceae. The coding region runs from base 1 to 939 and encodes 312 amino acids. The transcript has a single exon. The record is from RefSeq and is a predicted model, not a curated record.